Molecule: messenger RNA, 2360 nt
Organism: Cucumis sativus (cucumber)
Lineage: Eukaryota; Viridiplantae; Streptophyta; Magnoliopsida; Cucurbitales; Cucurbitaceae
Exons: 5
Coding region: 80-2161 (693 amino acids)
Molecular function (GO): protein binding
Source: RefSeq, a predicted model, not a curated record
GUGUGUGUGUGUGUGUAUAAAUAAACUAUUACGUGUGUGUAAGUAAUUAUUUGUUGAAGUGAAAGAAGAAAGAGGGAAAAUGGAGGAGAAAAGAGGGAUGUUCAAGAUGACUCGAAAUUGUUACAGAGCAGUGAUUAAAGAACAAUGGAAGAAAGCAGCAGAGGAAUUUACUAACGAAGAAGAAGUGAGGUCAAAGUUACAAUUUCCGGUGACGAGCCAGAACGACACGGCAUUGCAUCUGGCGGCAUACAGCGGUGGGGAAGAGCCAACUAGGACACUAUUAUUGCUGGCGACAAAAUUGGAAAGAGAAGAAGAUAUAGAAAAAGAAGAAACUGAAGAAGUAUUUUGGAAGAACAACGAGGGAAACACGCCGCUACACGAGGCUGCGACGAUCGGGAACUUGGCAGCCGUUAAGCUUCUAGUUGAAUACAAGAAAAAGGAUAUGUUGGUGAAGAACAUUUAUGGAGAAACGCCGCUGUAUAGAGCUGCUAAACAUGGACAGUUUCACAUUGUUGAAUAUCUUUUGGAUAAUUGUGAAGAUUCGUAUACUCGUUCUCCUUCCAAUUGGACUGCUGGUCAUGAUGAUGCUCCGAUCAUUCAUGCCGCCAUUCAAAGUGAAAAUUUUGAGGUGGUUUGGAAGUUGAUAGAUUUUGAUGAGUCGUUGUUGAAGAUGAAGAAUUCACAGGACGAGACGGCUCUCCAGGUGCUAGCAAACAUGCCCCAUGUUUUUGAGAGUGGAUUCGCUAUGACAUUAGUAGAGCGUUUUGUCUACUGGUUGCUUCCAAACAAGAACAUUUACGAAUACAAAUUUUGUAAUUUUGGAUCUUUUGACAACAAUCAUAAAAGUUCAACUACGAAAAAUUCGAAGAAUGAAGAUUUGGAAGCGGGAUCUAACCCAAAUUGUUGUCGCCCUUCGCAUUGCUGGCUAUAUUUUAUACAUGGUUUGAAGUGCUUGUUUUGGAGACUCAUCAUAUUAGGGUGGCCACAAUGGGAAGAGUUGUACAAGAAAAAGCAAAAACAUAAAUCAGUUGUAACCUUAGUUUGGAUGCUGGCAAACUUAGAUGAUUCAUGGUUCCAAUGUAAACAACACCCUGAGAACACUAAAUUGCUUCCAAUCUUUAGAGAUCAAUAUUUAGAAGACCAAAAUGCAGAUGAUAAAAGUAUGAUAUACAAGGACCAUCAUGAGAUGCCAUUGUUACUAGCCACGGCUAGGGGAAUAAUUGAGGUCGUCAAAACAAUCAUCGAAGUUGAUCCGCAAGCAGUCGACUACGUGACUGCCCAUAACAGAAACAUUCUACACAUGGCCAUUGUGCAUCGACAAAAAAAGGUUUUGGAUUGGCUUGAGAGUCAAAAACUAGUAAUAGCUAGAUUGGUCAAAAGGACCGACGUAAAGGGUUUCACAAUAUUGCACCAGGUUGGAAUCACUAAAUUCCUUCACCAACACCACCAUGGCCCGGCUCUACAACUUCAACAUGAGCUCAUGUGGUUCGAUCGCGUCCAUAAAAUGGUCCCUCCCCUAUAUGCCACGCACCACAACAACGCUGGAUGGAAACCGCGUGAAUACUUCGAUGAAACACACAAGAAAAUGCUUGACAGUGCCAAAGAAUGGCUCAAGAAAACCUCCGAGUCUUGCUCCGCCGUUGCUGUUCUAGUUGCGACUGUUGUCUUUGCAGCAGCUUUUAGUGUUCCUGGUGGUCUCAAUGAUAAAACUGGCUCUCCUGUCCUCCUCACCCAACCUUUGUACAUGGUGUUCACAGUCAUGGAUAUUGCUGGACUCACCACAUCACUUUGCUCGGUCGUUAUGUUUCUCUCGAUUUUGACUUCGUCGUUUAGGAUGGAUGAUUUUCGACAUACAUUACCAAUGAAAUUGUCGUUAGGAUUUCAGUUGUUGUUUUUCUCUAUCGCGUGUACAAUGAUGGCAUUUGCUCUAGCAGUCGUGUUGACGAUGAAAUCCACGGAGAUGAAGUGGGCAGUAAGUUUUUUGUAUUUGGCGACAUUUUUGCCGGUGUCAGUGUUUAUGAUAAUUCAACUCCCCUUGUACAUAGAACUGGUGAAGAAUGUGUGUAGUUAUCGGCCAUUUCUUUUAGACAUUCUUCCAAUGGGUUUGGUCACCCCAUUUUUACAACUUCGGUCAAAAUUUAUGAGUAAGAAAUUUACAUGAUUUUUCAUGGGUCACCCAAUUCUUACUUUAUUACCCACGGUUUUAAAUAAAUCUUAAGUUUGUCACAUAUAAAACGAUGUUCCAAAAGUUUGGAUCUUUUUUCCCCUCUUGCAAAUGUCACUGUGGAUUUAUGUUUACUUUUGUGCUUGGGACUGUAUAUAAAAUAAUGCAUUAUAUGAACAUUUGGAUGUGUUGUAUA